AUGAUCACUCAUAUAUUAUUUAAUCAAAGAAAUAUAUCACUUGCUUGUAGAUGGGUCUUCGUCACCUUGCAUGUGACAACAUCGAUUUAUCUCACAAGUGUGAUGAAGAAAACCUUGAAAGAAGCAACAGAGAAAUUUGAGGCAAAUUUAUGUUGUGACGAGCAUAUUACAGCUCAACAAACGCCUAACCCGGUCACUGUUACAAACCAUGGACAUUUUAUUAAUGACAGAAACACGGUGGUAAGAUGGGAAAUGUACAUAACGUAUCCUUUCAUGCUUUGGGACCCAAUGAGUCAAUACAAAACUCUUUUCAUCAACAAAUUGAUAUGCCCCUUGUGCUCUGAUGACAAAGAUUUGUCCAAUGCUUUGUUUCGUUAUGGUGAAUGGUACAAUGGUCGUUUAGCCAGGUUAAAUCCAAGGGUGAUAUUUGACAUGCACACAUGCAUACUUUUGGUCAGUGCAGUAUACAAAUGUUCUAAGGGUCAUGAAAUUACAGCAUGCCAUCCGGAUGUUUUACAUGUCUUAAAGGGCAGGACAGAAGUUCCAUUUUUUCUGACGCAUAGACAUGGAUUUACUUUAGAGUUAGCUAAUCUCGUUGAAGAACUAAUUGACAAUGGACUAAGUUUCGAGCAGGUCGAAGAUACGAUCAUAAAACAGUACAUGAGUAUUCAUAAUCGUUUUGAAGCAUCCUUCUGGAGAGAUUUGGCAUUGUCAAAGACAUUUGGUGUCUUUUAUGAGGAGUCGGAUAUGUUUUUCCCGCGUUCUCAUCACAAUGUUUUCCACACCCAAGCGCCACAAUUUUGA
Messenger RNA from Paramuricea clavata, 804 nucleotides. The record is from the annotation of a GenBank genome assembly. NCBI's taxonomy places the organism in Eukaryota, Metazoa, Cnidaria, Anthozoa, Malacalcyonacea, Plexauridae.